AUGGGGUGCUCAACGCCUACCGAAGCCAACAAGAAAAUGGCUGCCAUGCCAUCAGAGUCCGAACUUGUCGCAUUCAGCCACAGUGCUGCCGGACACGAAGGAAUCAGCUCCAAUGCCUCAGGCUCCCUGAUCAUUAAGCCGUGCACACAAUCCGAGAUUGACUUUUAUGAAUCUGCCAAAGAUCACCCUCUCUUCCAAGCCCAUAUGCCUACAUUCAUCGGCUCGUUAUGCGAACACGAAGACCAGGAUACUGUGGCACCGCUCCUAGACUCCCAAAACAGCUCUAGUGGGGGUAACACCGACGCCCUCGAGGGAACCGCCGCCGCAGGCAUUAUCGCCGACCCUACACCGGGCCUGAUCAGGCGCGCGACAUGGAAACCAUCUGGGGGAAAGAAACUCUCGACCGGCUUGGCGAUCGUAUUAGAGAAUGCAGCGUUUGGAUUUAAGCAUCCCAAUGUCCUAGAUGUAAAGCUGGGCGCGAGACUCUGGGACGACGAUGCCCCGCUCAAGAAACGUCAAAAGCUGGACGAAGUUUCCAAUAGCACAACCAGCGCAAGUCUGGGUUUCCGAGUCGCGGGCAUGAAGGUCUGGGUUGGACAAGACGGUGUGCAAGACGGUGAAGAUGCGGCGGAGCCAAAUGUGGUGCUAAAAAACGGAUAUAAAUCCUACAACAAGUUCUACGGCCAGUCAUUCUCGAAGGACACGGUGGUUGACGCAUUCACUACGUUCUUUGGCGGUGUGUGGCGGGAAGGAGCUGCAGGGAAGCCAACAUUCAUCAGGAGGCGGGCUGAGUUCGUCGCCCGCCGCUUCAUUCGCGAGCUGGAGAGUAUUCGGUACGUGCUCGAGCAUGAGGAGAGCAGGAUGUACAGUGCCAGUGUGCUCAUGGUGUACGAGGGGGAUGAGGCAGCUUUGGAAGCGGCUAUGGAGUCUGAGAAGAAGGACGACACAGAGGCACAAGUGGACUCGAACCGCCCGGAUCCAGAUCGAGACUCGGACGCUCAUGCUGAAGAAAACGAUGAGGAUGAAGACGAAGAACCGAUACCACAGAAAAUCCAUGAAGUGCGCCUCAUCGAUUUCGCACAUGCUAGCUGGACACCAGGUCAAGGUCCUGAUGAGAAUGCUCUCCACGGCAUACGCAGUCUCCUGGACAUUUUGCACGAGCUUGUCGCAUAG
Rhinocladiella mackenziei CBS 650.93 is the source of this 1173-nucleotide messenger RNA. RefSeq lists its product as uncharacterized. Lineage: Eukaryota; Fungi; Ascomycota; Eurotiomycetes; Chaetothyriales; Herpotrichiellaceae. The transcript has 2 exons. Gene Ontology annotation, molecular function: inositol-1,4,5,6-tetrakisphosphate 3-kinase activity; inositol hexakisphosphate kinase activity. Gene Ontology annotation, biological process: phosphatidylinositol phosphate biosynthetic process; inositol phosphate biosynthetic process. Bases 1 to 1173 code for a protein of 390 amino acids. Gene Ontology annotation, cellular component: cytoplasm; nucleus. The record is from RefSeq and is a predicted model, not a curated record.